Micromonas commoda is the source of this 930-nucleotide messenger RNA. RefSeq lists its product with no specific name. Lineage: Eukaryota; Viridiplantae; Chlorophyta; Mamiellophyceae; Mamiellales; Mamiellaceae. The transcript has a single exon. The record is from RefSeq and is a predicted model, not a curated record. Bases 1 to 930 code for a protein of 309 amino acids.
AUGCCAGCGAUUUGGAGGCCGAACGUGGGCAGGGUGCUCCUGGAUGUGGACGUCCAGGUUGGGGUGACGGAGGACGCGUCGAGCAAGGGGACGAAGCGGAAGAGGGCACCUCCCACGAAGGGGCCAUGCGAGCACGGGGUGAAGUACCGGUCGAACUGCAAGGUGUGCAGCGCUUGUCCCCACGGGAAGAAGCGCAGUGUGUGCAAGGAGUGCGGUGGGUCUCAAAUCUGCGAGCACGGUCGUCGCCGCUCACUGUGCAAAGCGUGCGGUGGGGGCUCCAUCUGCGAGCACGGUCGUCGGCGCGACAGAUGCAAGGAGUGCGGUGGUGCAUCAAUCUGCGUGCACAGUCGUGUACGCUCUUACUGCAAGGAGUGCGGCGGGUCAUCAAUCUGCCAGCACGGCCGUCAGCGCUCUGAGUGCAAGGAGUGCGGUGGGGGCUCCAUCUGCGAGCACGGUCGUCGGCGCUCUGAGUGCAAGGAGUGCGGUGGGUCUCAAAUCUGCGAGCACGGUCGUCGGCGCUCUAGGUGUAAGGAUUGCGGCGGGUCAGGAAUCUGCGAGCACGGUCGUGAACGCUCUAGGUGCAAGCAGUGCGGUGGGGGCUCCAUCUGCGAGCACGGUCGUCAGCGCUCUCGGUGCAAGGAGUGCGGUGGGUCUCAAAUCUGCGAGCACGGUCGUCGGCGCUCUAGGUGUAAGGAUUGCGGCGGGUCAGGAAUCUGCGAGCACGGUCGUGAACGCUCUAGGUGCAAGCAGUGCGGUGGGGGCUCCAUCUGCGAGCACGGUCGUCAGCGCUCUCGGUGCAAGGAGUGCGGUGGGUCUCAAAUCUGCGAGCACGGUCGUCGGCGCGACAGAUGCAAGGAGUGCGGUGGGUCUCAAAUCUGCGAGCACGGUCGUCGCCGCUCUACGUGCAAGGAGUGUCGCGCCGCGAAUUAA